GCUUUGGAGCCGCUACGUUGCUAAGGGGACGGGAAGCGGCGGCGGUGUCGCAGAGCGGUGACAGCUGAGAGCCCGGCCCGAGUGUUUCUUCUGCCCUGAGGCUAUCAGCGCUUUAAACUGUAGGCAUGUCAGCAUGUUUAUGAUUAUGUAAUAGCACCUGAGGAGGAUAUCUGCCUUAUGACAGUCUGAUUACACUUAGGUAACUCUGUUUGGAGUCUUCUCAAAUGAUAUUACCAAAUGCCUGUGCAACAGCCAGAGAAAUCAACGAACUCUGAAAUCCCACAGUCUCCUACAUCCCAGAUUCCAGGUCUUGGUGAUUGUGCAAAUGCUCACAAUGAAGGGAUGUUUGGGUCCCGUAGGAAGUGGAUCAGAGAUACUGAUUCAGCUUACGUAAGGCUAGCAAAGCAAGGAGGCCGACCUGACUUGUUGAAGCACUAUGCUCCUGUUACUCCUGUUACAAAGAAAUCAACGCCAGUAGCAUAUGCUGCACCUGACUGGUACGUGCACCACUCCAGUCCUCCAGCAAACAAAGAGCCACGGAAGGAUGUUUCCUCUCUACCAGAUUAUAUGAUUCACAAAGAGUUUAAUGUUGCUGACCAUGCCAGUAGUAAUUAUGAGACAAGAAGAGGGCCUUUUGAUUUUGAUAUGAAAAGUGUUUGGCAACGAGAUGCUGAGGACAAGGAAAACACAGAGAAAAAAACGGUAAAGCUCCCAGCAAUUAAUGCUAAAUAUCCAAGCAAAACAGCGAAUGUUUCUAUGAACAAGGAAUUCAGUGGGAAAAAUAAGAUUUCCUUCCCACCAAUGCCAGCUCAGAGAAAAGGUGAACCAGUAAACUUUAGCAAAUUAAUUAGCAAUGGCUAUGGGACAGACUGGUUUCAGCAGCAUACUAGAUGUGGAAAAAAGAUUCAAGAUGCACCAAAAGAUACCGAGCAGACCCAAGAUUCAGAGCCAUCCCAGUCUGAAUCAGCACCUGCAAGCGAUGAAUCGAAGCCAUGAUUUCAGGAAUGUAAACAGUAAUUAGAAAGGCUAUUGGGGAAAGCAAGAUAUUAUAUAGCUGAUGAUAAAGUCCACUACUUACAUCUUUGCUUGAUUACUUUUAUCUUAUUUAUAGUUGGACUCAUCCCUGAUUGUAGUUCAGCUGAUUUAUAACACGGAUGAACACCAUUGUGCUUGAUUACAGCAAACUUUAAAGAAAAGCUGCCAGUACAUAUACCUAGGUUUUUUUUCUUCUUAAUAUACAUAAAGAAAAACUGAAGUUCUCUUCUACACCAGACUUGUUGGCAUUUCUCAUUAUAGACUAAUCUUAAAGGAGAUGCAUCAGCAGGGUAACAUUAGCUAAGGUACACAUAUUUAUACAUUCAGCCUUUAAAUUAAAAAACAUAUAUUCAUCCUGAAUUUCUGAAUGCAACAGAAAUAUUAUAUGCUAAAUACUUGUGUUUACUCAAAGCAAUAAAACAAUUUGUACUUUGAAAAAAACAACGUAUCUAACUCAUUUAAGGAUUCUGAAAUACACAUACCCACAUGUUAACACUUGUUCUUUUAUCUGUUUGAACUAGGAUGUAACUUUAAAUUCUAUGAAAAAUUAAAUGCUUUAUAAUAAAAAACAUUAGAAAGGCGAACCAGUUUCAG
Molecule: messenger RNA, 1629 nt
Organism: Coturnix japonica (Japanese quail)
Lineage: Eukaryota; Metazoa; Chordata; Aves; Galliformes; Phasianidae
Gene: C2H7orf57
Product: chromosome 2 C7orf57 homolog
Source: RefSeq, a predicted model, not a curated record